UGAAAAAUCCACUGAAGGAGUGGAAGACUAGGAAGUAGAGGUGGCAGGUUUCUUGCACCUCUCUUUGCACUAUGGAGUUUGCUGAGCUGAUUAAAACCCCUCGUGUGGACGGGGUGGUCUUGCGCCGACCCUUCAUGCCUACUGUGGAGGGAACGCUGUGUCUAACAGGACAUCACCUCAUCCUGUCAUCUCGACAAGAUAACACUGAAGAACUCUGGCUGCUCCAUGCCAACAUUGACUCGAUUGAGAAAAGAUUUAUCGGGUCACUUGGAACUAUUAUUGUAAAGUGUAAAGACCUGCGAGUGAUCCAGCUGGACAUACCUGGCAUGGAGGAAUGUCUUAAUGUUGCCAGCUCCAUUGAGGCUCUGUCCACGCUGGACUCUGUGUCCCUGAUGUACCCGUUCUUUUACCGGCCUCUGUUUGAGGUCAUAGAGGAUGGAUGGCAGUUGUUUGUCCAAGAGGAGACUUUCAAAGACCUGGAGUCUAUGACAGAUGAAUGGAGACUGAGCGAGGUAAAUGAAAACUUCAGCGUGUGCCCCUCCUACCCCUCCCUGCUGACCGUGCCCAAAGACAUUGAUGAUGAAACUCUCCGCAAAGCUGCUUCCUUCCGUCAUGGUGGCCGUUUCCCGGUGCUCAGUUACUAUCACAAGAAAAAUGGCAUGGUGAUGAUGCGAGCAGGGCAGCCACUAACAGGAACCAAUGGGCGUCGCUGCAAAGAAGACGAGAAACUAAUCAAUGCCACACUUUGCGCAGGGAAGCGUGGUUACAUCAUUGACACACGGACGAUAGCUGUAGCGCAGCAGGCUAAAGCUCGCGGAGGUGGAUUUGAGCAGGAAGCCAACUACCCGCAGUGGAGGAGGAUCCAUAAAGCUAUCGAGAGGUCCAGCAUUCUGCAGGAGAGUCUGAUAAAGCUGGUGGAGGCAUGCAAUGAUCAAUCUCACAGCAUGGACCGCUGGCUCAGUAAACUAGAGGCCUCCAACUGGCAGAGUCAUGUUAAGGAAAUCCUCACCACUGCUUGCCUGGCUGCACAGUGCAUUGAUAGGGAAGGAGCUUCAGUGUUGGUUCAUGGCACAGAGGGCACAGAUUCCACAUUGCAGGUGACCUCCCUGGCUCAGAUCAUCCUCGAUCCAGCGUGCAGAACCAUCCGUGGCUUUGAGGCUCUGAUUGAACGAGAGUGGUUACAGGCCGGUCACUCGUUCCAGCAACGCUGUGCUGUGUCUGCACACUCCAACGGGAAGCCACGCAAUGAAGCACCUGUGUUCCUGCUCUUCCUGGACUGUGUGUGGCAGAUUCUGCGGCAAUUUCCAUGCUCCUUCCAGUUCAACGAGAACUUCCUGGUCAUGCUCUUUGAGCACGCCUAUGCCUCACAGUUUGGCACUUUCCUUGGAAACAGUGUGGCCGAGAGAGUGAAGCUGCACUUGUCUCAGAAAACCGUGUCUCUGUGGUCUUGGGUGAACAGACCUCAGGAGCUAGAGCGAUUUCUCAACCCACUUUAUGAGACCAAUAACCUGGUGAUAUGGCCGUCUGUUGCCCCUCAGAGCCUGCUGCUGUGGGAGGGGGUGUUCCUUCGCUGGAAUCGCUCCACAAAAUGUUUGGAUGAGGCUUAUCAGGAGAUGGUCCAUAUAAUAGAGUACAACAAGGAGCUGCAAAACAAAGUGAACAGCCUUCGGAGACAGCUGGCUCAGCUGGAGACAGAGGACAGCCCACUGCAGACUCCGUAAAACAUGCCAGUCCAGCAUACUGAAAGAUUUCAACAGAAUUAUACACUUCUGAUUUAUCAUGUGUUAUGUUUCACACACAUACCCCCGCCUCCUUAUCUGACUGUUCUUUCCCUUUCUCAGAACAAGCAUUUGUGUAAAUACUCCUAUUGCUCAACUUUAUUUGUGUUAACAUCACGUUUAAUUAAUCUCCAACUACGAUAUUGCUACUAGAUCUGCUUCUCUAUUAGUGUAUGAUUAGUGCAUUUCUUUUCGCACUCAAAACACUAUGCCAAUGCCACCCUCGUCCUUAUUGCUUGCUAAAGUAAAACACUCUGAAGUGAUUGGCUGAGGAAGUUGUGGUAAUUGUGGUGAUGUCAUUUCACUAGAUACUUUUUUUUUUUUUUUUUAAAUGUGUGGUGUGGUUUACACAUUCUCAGAGACAAGGAACUGCCAAUGUGCCAUAGUUUAUUUUAUAUUCUGUGCCACAAAGUGCAAUAGACAAUAUAGCUAGUAAACAAUAGCUGUUUUAAAAGGGAAAGAAUUUGGCAAUGACUAUGGAAUGCUGGAAAUUCUCACUAGUGUUUUAGAUCUUGCGUAAAUAGGUAUUGGCCACAAGAUUAAGAGAUUGUCCCGGUUAGUUUUAAGCACGUAAAAUCUUUUUGUGCACAGGUAAUAUUGAUAUUUCUUUAUAGUAAAGGUAUUUAGAAUAUUGUUAAGGAAGCGUCUCUGCAUAUUUGUGUUGGUCAGUAAUCUUUAAAAUGUUCCAUUUUUGGUGAAUAUGAAGAUCUUUGUUCGGAUAUACAAAGCAGUAGUUUGGAAACAUCUAAAAAUAAAUCCCACUGGGAUUAUUACAAUUUCCGUUCAGCACAAAAGCAUUUCACCCUGUCCAUUUCACUAGGGAUGAAAUGUUUCAAAACUACAUGAUCACAUCUGUAAACUAAUGCUAAUCAUUUAAUACUUAAUGAUAUGUAUGCAAAUCAAUUAAUAUACAGUAUAUGCUCAAUGUGCCAUUUAAGUCUUAAAGUCCAUUUGUUUCAUAAAUGUGCACUAAAUCUAUUGUGCAGUGACUCCUUUUAGCAUAAAAAGUUUAUAUUACUUUAAUAUUCCAUGGGUUGCUUACCAUCUUAUACACCCUGCUGCAUGUACAGUAGAAAUGUCUUUAAGUUUGAUAUGUUAAUACUGGGUAUAGUCUGGUCAUCUUUAUCAGGUGUUUUUGUAAUGUACUGUAUAUGUGUAGGUUACCCGCACAUUGGUUAUUAAUUGAUGGCACUUCAAUAGCGUUACUGACCUAAAAUAGAUUUAUCAUUGUAUAAUUGUCUAAUAAUAGUUUAUACAGUGUCAUGUCUUGCUUUACAAAAAGUAAUUUUGAUCAAAUGUUUAACUGAUGUAUGUUAUGUUCUAUGGGCAUUAAAAGAUCA
This is a messenger RNA of Xyrauchen texanus (razorback sucker), 3118 nucleotides long. RefSeq names its product myotubularin-related protein 9-like. The coding region runs from base 72 to 1721 and encodes 549 amino acids. The record is from RefSeq and is a predicted model, not a curated record. The transcript has 11 exons. Gene Ontology annotation, biological process: negative regulation of autophagy. NCBI's taxonomy places the organism in Eukaryota, Metazoa, Chordata, Actinopteri, Cypriniformes, Catostomidae.